AUGUUUUACGAUUGGCAUACUUUUUGGCGAGCAACUGCGGCCAGUAUCUUUACAUAUUCUACAAUUCAUCAUGUUAUAUCGAGAUUUAAUUCCAGUAAAGAUGUACGCCAUCGUUGGAGAAACAGCAAUAUAGCAACAUCAUUUAUUCAUUCGACUAUUUCAUCUAUAAUUAGUAUCUAUCUAUUCAUCGAAAAUCCAGCAAUGUGUACAACGGACAUAAUUUCGUCAUUUACGCGCCAUGCGUAUUCAUUCGUUUCAUUCGAACUUGGCUAUUUUGUUUUUGAUUCAAUUGAUAAUAUACGAAAUCUAUCCGGUCGACACACAUUCGAAAUUCUACUACAUCACAUCAUUAUUAUUGGAUGUUUUGGUAUUUCACUCUAUCUUGGCCGCUAUAUUGGUUAUUGUGUAAUUAGUUUGUUUAUUGAAAUUAAUAGUAUUUUCUUGCAUUUACGCCAAUUAUUUUUAUUUUCAAAUAAAUCUAAGCGUGAUCAAAUUUAUCGUAUUAAUAAUAUUAUUAAUUUAGGUACAUUUGUUGUAUUUCGUUUUGGUGUUGUAACAGUUAUGACAGUAUGGUUAAUUAUGAAUCGAUCCAAUGUACCAUUGAUUCUUUCGUUUAUUGGCCAUUUGGGAUUAUUGAUAAUGACAAUUAUCAAUGGUUAUUUAUUGUAUCGAUUAAUACGAAGUGACUAUUCAGUAAAACAUCAAUAA
This is a messenger RNA of Rotaria socialis, 708 nucleotides long. The record is from the annotation of a GenBank genome assembly. Lineage: Eukaryota; Metazoa; Rotifera; Eurotatoria; Philodinida; Philodinidae.